AUGUGUUUUCCACCAGCCAGAGUUGUACUUGACAGCUUAAAUCUCUUAAAUGAAGAAAGCGUUGUCAAUCCACCAACGCCGAUAAAACUUCUUCAUCUGGUCUCGCCAAGGAGAUCCCCACGGCUCACUGCAUUGAGGGAUAUUGAAAAUGAAAACGAAAGCCUCAAAGCCAGAGUUUCCAUCCUGGAGAACCAGGUGUCAACAUUACAGUUCCACCAAAAUAAUCUGUGGUCGGAGUAUGAGAAACUUAGCUACACAGUAGCGACAUUAAGACAACAGUCCUGGAUGUCUCAGCCACAACUGACACCAACAACGUCCAAUGUCCAUCCUGUCGUGCCCACCCAUACGGUGCAUGAAACAUCAGCAGAUGAGAAACUGGAUUGCACACCUGCAACUAAAGAAAAUUUGCAAGAAGUCACACAUUGCGGGUACACCAAGAAACAGCUGGCUGAAAUUGCCAGAGGCAUGCGCGAACAGAAGAAGGCGUCGGCAAAAUUGUUCCGUCUCCUGUAUACAAAACAGGAGAUGGAAGGAAGAAGCUUGACCGGAAGAGGGACAGCUGGAAAGCAGGCAAGACCAGCAUUGGCUGAUCUGCACAAGCUGGAGAUUAUUUAUGAGAUCAUGCAAAAUGAGUUUGGUGCUGGAAAGGAGCAAAUAAAUAUCGUUUUGAGGGACCUUCUGAAGCCUUCCAGGAAAAUAAAAGCCUGAGAAAAUACAAAUUCAAGAUAUUUAUAUUUUUGUUGAGUUUUCUUCUUUUUUUUUUUUUUUCCAGUAGAAUUUUGAACCCUGUGGUUGCAUAAUGGCAUUUGGUGGAAUUUGAUUGCAGUUCGUGGAAUUCAAUGGCAGUUUGUGGAAUUCCAUGGCAGUUUGUGGAAUUCCAUGGCAGUUCGUGGAAUUCCAUGGCAGUUUGUGGAAUUCCAUGGCAGUUUGUGGAAUUCCAUGGCAGUUCGUGGAAUUCCAUGGUAUUUCGUGGAAUUCCAUGGUAGUUCGUGGAAAUCAAUGGCAGUUUGUGGAAUUCCAUGGCAGUUCGUGGAAUUCCAUGGCAGUUCGUGGAAAUCCAUGAAAUUACAUGGCAGUUCGUGGAAAUCU
Messenger RNA from Pecten maximus, 1089 nucleotides. RefSeq lists its product as uncharacterized. Lineage: Eukaryota; Metazoa; Mollusca; Bivalvia; Pectinida; Pectinidae. Bases 1 to 708 code for a protein of 235 amino acids. The transcript has 6 exons. The record is from RefSeq and is a predicted model, not a curated record.